AUGGAAAGGAGAAAUAGCACAAAGCGAUGCCAUGAUGAAAAACAUGUACAAGAUGAUGGGUUUAAGCGCCAGAAGUCAAUAUCUGACGAUCUCAACAUGCAAACGUUAGUUAUGGACGAUCCACAACCACCGUUGCCAGAGGAGGAGGAGGAGGAGCAAGUGGAUGGUCAGCAGCAGCAGUUGUUGGCGAUAGAGGAGAAGAUAUUCCCUACAUGCAGAGGAAAUGAUUUUGGUGCUGGCAGAUUUCUGGAAAAUAUAGGAGAAAAGGUCAUUACACUUUUCAACAAUCUUCCGGGAAAGCUUCCCUUGCAUAUUCAUCAUCAAAAACCUACGAAAAUAAAGUUAACAGAGUCUACCAGAUCUAUUUACAACAAUGGCAUCAUGCAAUGGAUGAGUUUUCUCUUACAUGAGUUGUUUUUGAAGGAGGAGAAGAAGGAGGGGCAGCAGCAGUCAUUGGAGGAGGAAGAUCAGGAGCAGGAGCAGAAUGAAGAGGAGGAAGAAGAGAAGGAUAAGGAGGGUCAGAAGGCGGAUAAGGAGAGGCAGUUGUUUAUGAAGGAGGAGGACAUAAUCUCAGAAGACUGUGUAGAUUUUAGUGGUUGCAGUUUGACGAAGCCUAUAGGAAAAAUUGCAAUAGUACGGCUUUUCAACGAUCUUGCGGAAAAGCUUUCCAGGGUUUAUGGUCAAUUUAAACCCGUGCAGGACGACGGUGGUGCACCCCUACAUAUGAUGAGCAGCUGUGGUACACCUGUAUCGCUUGGGAUGCAGCUUCGGCAGUCUAAUGAGGGAUUCGACGUCUGUCAAGUGAAUGAGAGGAGUCUCAUAAAAGACAAGUUAAGAGUUGGAGAUAAGAUCAUAAAGGUUUGUGGUCUAGAGAUGGCUGAUAUGAAAAUUGAAGAUAUUCAAAAACUAUUCAUGCGUAAUAAAUCGAUUAAAAUUACUAUCAAACGUAGUAUUCAAUUGGGAGAAGAUUGUGUCGAUGGAAAAAAUGGCGUUCAUUCAUUUGUACUCAGCUGCACACUUGCUGUCCAAGAUGAUGGAGUGGAAGUGUUUGAUGUUAAUUUUGAAAGAUGUGGCAAGUACCAGUUAAUGUUUCACAGAAUGCAAUCUCGGAUGUGUCUCUUCCGCAACGACUUCACGAACGGUAGUCAGGCUUAUUUACGUUGCAAGAACGCAACCAUCGAGGCCGGUAAAUUUCAUCAAACCAUGUCAAGCUUUGAAGUCCGCACAUUUAUCAAUUUAAGAGAUACGACAAAACAAGUCUGGAUUCUGGGGAAUGAGAGUAAGUUUAUAACGGCAUCCGGUGAUAGGAGUAACAUCGAACUUACUGAUGGACAAGUUGGACCGCUAAUAAGCUGUGAUGGGCGUGCAUUUAUUUAUUCCAAAUAUUCACCAGAUUCAUUUUCAUUAGAAUCACUGGAACACCCUAAACAUUAUCUUGGAAUUGACGGAAAUGAAGUAAAACUGUUAUAUUUUAAUAACUUUCCAAGCGAUGAUGAUGAAAGGAAAUGUAAACUGGAAGUCAAAGCCGUAUGAUGAAGUGCAAGGCGAUUACGCAAUGGCGUAAAAGUAGUGCGAAAUGAGAAUUCAUUGAUUUUGGUUAUCACUAAGUUUUUACGUUAUUUAAGUUAUGGGGUUUUCAGAUCAGAUGUUAGGAUCAGCUGUGUUGUGAAAUGCAUUUUACAGACCCAAACUGCUUUUAGAAAUAAUGGACAAUUUCGCUAUGCCCAGCUGCUUGGAUACUGUUGCUAUGGUCCCACAACACAACAGUGUAAAAAUUAUACGCAAAUAGUGCGUUUGUGGGACAACACGUGUGCUUGUUAGCCAUGCGCGUCUUCCAGGGCCUGUUCUGAUUGGUCAGUUUGUAAGUUUGAUCAUGGUUUGAUUGACACACCGGAUUGACCCAUUAAACUUUGUUUUUGGUAAAGAACUGCUGAAAUAUAACGUAACGUAUUAUUAACAGAGCUGAAAUUUAUCAAGCGUAAUUUAUUUUGGUAAUGUAUAUUAUAGAGCUUAAAUCAAACAUAUUUUACUUUGGAAUAUCCGUAAUAAGCGGCAAGUUAGAUGGUAUAAUUUGUUAUUUUAGUUGUUUUCUUAGAAAACAUUCGAUUACUUUACAAUCAUAAUUAUACUAUACGUACUGUACAAAUAAUUAUAAUCAACAUUUGUAAGUUAAUGACAAAAACAAAAAAAUAUUGUGUUUUACUAUAGGCCAAAGUCUAAUAGGUGGCUAACCCCGUGUAUUUUGAUUAAUGAUUAAUUAAUUAAUGGUUAAUUAAUUAAUGUCUGAAGAGUGCUGUUUUCAUCGAAUAUUUAUUUCGGUUUCACUUGAAGAAGUGAGAUGAAGUUUUUUUUAAAUUUCUAUUGAUAUAAACUAUUUGUUUGCUGAGAGCCAGACUCUAGCUUCAUGUAGAUAGCAAAUUGGGAACGGUACGUCACGUUAUUACAUUUAAAGUUAAAUAGUGACAGUGGGUAACAGAACGAUGACAUCAGGAAGAGUAAACGUCACACCGUUAGCAUUCCAGCACUACUACUACUACUACUACUACUACUACUUUUAUAUUUUAGGUAUAGGUUUGGCUUUAAGGUCAACGAAAACUAGUUUGUAGGCAAAUGACGAUCAUGAGUGUAAUGUAUACUGAAUGUUUAAAAAAUGAGAAUAUUGAGUUGAAUAGUAGUUUUACCCGGGCCACCUUUCGAUAAUGAAUAUACACCUGUGGAAAAUAUACCGGACCGGAGGAGAAUACACAACGGUGGGCUCAAAGCUUUUUUUCAUUUCAUUUAUUCAUCAAUUACAAUUAACAAUAAAAUAAACAAAAAGACAAAUAAUACAAAGUAAAGCAAUAUUCACCGCUGAUUCGAUGUUCUGUUUUCGUUUCGUG
Molecule: messenger RNA, 2879 nt
Organism: Anneissia japonica
Lineage: Eukaryota; Metazoa; Echinodermata; Crinoidea; Comatulida; Comatulidae
Exons: 10
Coding region: 1-1533 (510 amino acids)
Molecular function (GO): protein binding
Source: RefSeq, a predicted model, not a curated record